This is a messenger RNA of Myripristis murdjan (pinecone soldierfish), 2198 nucleotides long. Its product is annotated as SITS-binding protein. Bases 1 to 2082 code for a protein of 693 amino acids. Lineage: Eukaryota; Metazoa; Chordata; Actinopteri; Holocentriformes; Holocentridae. The transcript has 10 exons. The record is from RefSeq and is a predicted model, not a curated record.
AUGCCCCACGCUCGAAAUAGGAACCCUAGCCCCAUCCCAGAGGUAACAUGGGACACGGGAUUGAAGGAGAUGAACGAAACCUGGAAAGGAGCUAUAGCCUGUCUCGGGGUGGCCGUCUUCUUUGUAAUGACCAUCGGGAUCAUAUACUGGCAAGUGGUGGACCAGCCCAACAAGAACUGGAUCCUCAGGGGGACUUUUAGCGGACUGAUCUGGGAGAGAAGGACCCACUCGCUGGUCAUACAGACCCUGACGGAGGACAAGACUUAUGUGGAGAUAGACGUCGGGAAUGUGGGGAACCCCGACGUGGAGGUUCCUUUUGUGAGGAACCUGUGUUGGCUGAAUAAGACCGAGUUCUGCUAUACGUGGGACUCGGUGGCCGAGGUGAAGAUCUCGCUGGAGGUGAACGAGGAGACGGAGACGGAGUGCUACAGUAUGACCUGGGCGCCGGUGCACUGUCAUGUGGAGCUGAAGGACUGCUUCUCCAUGACCAAUGUGUCAUGGUACGGCGGCGCCAGUGUCCGGGGCCAGAGCUGGCCAAUCAACGAUCAAAACGCCACCAUGCAGCCCUUCAUCGUCAGUGAUCUGAAGGACAAUCCCUCUGGCUUUGGCUCCGCUCUUGAACGCUACUUCCUGGGCUCAUCAGGUGUUGCAGUGCUGGUAUCCCCUGAUAUUCCCCUGCAACUGGGAGUGGACAGCAGACAGCAGUUCUGCCUGCAGUCACUUCCCAGUAUGGAGCGUCUCCCACUGCAGUACACCGUGUGCGUGGCCCACAACGUGAAAGCCGCUCACCAGGAAGCAGUGCAGCAGCUCUCCCAGCACACCAGGGAACUGCCCAACAUGAAAACACUGUGGCUGCCGUUCUGGAAGCUGCUGGCCAGUGUGGAUUCAGGGCCGAAGGUGGAGAGGGAGCUGAGGACCUUCUCUAAUCGUCUGAAGAGACACCAGCUGGGGGAGGGAGUCAUCAGCCUCAACGAACAUUCCACCACCCUCCUCUCUGACAUGGACCAUGACUACCUCAACAACAGGAAAAGAGGGACGUCCAAGAGACAGACCAGGGACCUCCCACUUGUCAAGCUUCUUAACAUUUCCAUCACCCUGUCCCCUUUCCUGGGCGUGGACACCACGCAGUUCCACACCUCCCUUAUGGACGGCACUGAGGCCUACUGGCUCAGCCUCCCCUCAGCAUCUCAGGGACACCUGAUCCCUGUGCUGAGUCAGUGGCGGGGGAGGUUCUGUGUAAAGCUGAACAUCACCAACCCAGGAGCGGUGAGCUGGUUCCUGGACCGAGUGGGAUCCCUGCAGGCCCAUCUGGGGAUGGAGUAUGUCCUGCUGGAGGGGGGUGAGGGGAAUCUGUUUGAGGAGCAGGCCCUGCGUCCGCCGCAGACUCUGGGAGGAGACCAGUACAUCAGCCUGCUUGCAGACUUGGCCACCAGGAUAGGAGACUCUACCAUCAUGACGGCGGGGACACGGUCGAGCCACAAGCCCCUGUUUGUGAGGAUGACCCCCCUGCAGUCCGACUGGAGCCCGAUGGGCCUGAAGGGCAUCAUUCCCUCCCUGCUGCACCACACUCUGCUGGGAUACAACUUCCUCAUUCCUGAUGCAGUAGGCGGCUCUCUGUCUGGAGACCUUGUGGCAGAUGAGGAGUUGUUCAUCCGUUGGCUGGAGAUCGUAGCCUUUCUCCCCGUCAUCAGCUUCCACACACCGCCGUGGGUCUGCGGAGAGGAACGGGUGCUGAACCUGACACGGGCCUACAUAGCUCGCCACCAGGAAUUUGUGGUCCCCCUGAUCGAGAAGUACGCAGAGGAGUGGCAGGCGACGGGAUACCCCAUCUAUCGACCGCUGUGGUGGCUCAGUCCCAGUGACCCCAUGACCUUCACCAUCGAUGACCAGUUCCUCAUCGGGGAUGAGGUCCUGGUGGCACCGGUGGUGGAGCGGGGGGCGGUGCAGAGGGAGAUUUACCUUCCGGACGGGGGCUUUCAGUGGCAGGACAGCCGAAACGCUCAGGUGUUCGAUGGGGGGACGCUCCUAGAAGACUACCCUGUGCCCUUGGAUGAGGUGGCUGUUUUCUUAAGGAGGAGCUGAGUCACAUGAUGGCGCCACCAAGUCACAUGACAGCUCCUGAUACUGUUUUGAAUCUUACACUUUUUUUUUUCUAAACGUCUGUGCUGUUUUCAACUUGCACUUUUCCAUAAAAGACC